Molecule: messenger RNA, 816 nt
Organism: Blepharisma stoltei
Lineage: Eukaryota; Ciliophora; Heterotrichea; Heterotrichida; Blepharismidae
Source: the annotation of a GenBank genome assembly
AUGGAUUCAAAUUUAAAUUCUUUCAAUCAGCAAAUUCUCAAUGAAGAUUUGAGUUUUGAAAUUAUUGACAACAAAGAUGACGAAAAAUCAGGCCCGAGGAUUAUGAGCCUUUCACCUUUAAGAUCAUUUAAGCCAACAAACCCAAAAUCAUAUAUUUCUCAAUCUGGAAGAGCGAAAAGAUCAUCUAGCCAAAAAAUUUCAAAAUUCAAGCCUUUGCGCAUCCCAAAUAGCAAUUAUAAAGCAGCUCGUCCACGAGGAUCAAUACUUUCCAUAAUACAUGAAGACCCAGUAAUUUCUAAUCUUAAUUUUACUCCUAUAAACACACCAACUGUCCCUAAUCUUAUAAGAAACCAAUCAACUGUUUCAAGAAGGGCCUUGACGAUUUCUACUCAGUCUUCUAUUUUCAGUCCAACUACCUUAUUUUCAGAAAAUUCCCCUAUCAAUAUCAUAAAAUCCCCUUUUGAACCAAUCAUUUCUACACCUACAUGCUCACAAAUCAGUCUUGAAGAAGCCAUUAUGAAGUCUGCGAAGCGUGUGAAGCUUUUAGCAUCAGGUAAAAGAAUUCGCGACACCAGCUGAACUGAAGUAAAAAUCAAAUCAGAGUCCACAAAAUUGGAAACUCCACAGCUGAACUCAGAAGAAAAAGAAAAUUUAAUUUUAAAAGAAAUGAGGUAUUCACAAAGCAAUUUAGAUUUGCUGUAUUCCCAGCCUAACUAUUCAGCAUAUAAGCAGAAAAAUGAAAACUUGAAAAGAAAAUUUGUGGAGAAAUUUGAAGAGGAUGACAAAUAUAAAUCAAAAAGAAUUAAAUACGAUUAA